UUUAUGAUAGCAAUGUUGCAAUGUACAAUGAGUGAAAAACUGUAUAUAAUGUGAGAGCUGUGAUUGUCACAGCUUGUCACAUGGUACAAGGCUGUUGUGAAUAGCCUUGUACCAUGUGACCUCUGUGAUCAUUCACAGAUUUCACAAGUAGUAAGUAAUGAUGUCAGGAAGUGACAUCUUGUAUACUACUAUUCAUGUGAUCCCUGAUUGGCCAAUCAGUGAUCACAUAAUCGGGACCUCACACAGCGAUCGGUGUUCCCAGGAAGCGUGCACAGCCAGUGAAUGGGGGGUGUUUAUAAAUAGCGACCCGCUUCUGCACUGCUCCCGCCUGGCCGUUUAUGUACAUGGGCCGGACGGGAAGUGGUUA
Messenger RNA from Staurois parvus, 367 nucleotides. The record is from the annotation of a GenBank genome assembly. NCBI's taxonomy places the organism in Eukaryota, Metazoa, Chordata, Amphibia, Anura, Ranidae.